AUGAGCUUGACAAACAAUCAUUCAAAACCGACCUUGGAUGACCCCUCACCAGUGAAGCAUACAAUACUAGAGCAGUUCAAUUCAUCACAUGAAGAGAUAUCAGAUACUUCUACACCAUCCCAGAUUGAAAGCAUACUAGGAAAACCGACAGGUACUGAUCUGGUAUCACUGGUUACCCAACGCCCACCACAAUCUAAAGUCAAGAUGAACCCCUUCGCCGAGAUGCUGGCCAAACGUAUGCAACAAAUAGGAUCUGAUGUAAUUCAAGCCCUCUCGGAGGUUACUGACGAGUGUGAACUUGUUGGUUUUACAGAACCUGAAAUAUCACAUAGACAAGAGGAAAUCUUUACAUCUAUUCGAGACACCAUUGCUACCUCAAAAGCUAAAAUACACCAAGAGAGAGCCAAUAUCGAAGACGAAUGUGAAUGGUUAAGGCAACAGAUUCAACUUAUUCUUUCCAUGGUUAAUGAUAAUAAAGGAGACAAGUCUCUCAGUCUAAUUGAACGAGGACUAGCCUUUAAAAACCAAGACCAAUAUGAAGAUGGUUAUAAAGAACAAGUAUUGACCAAAUUUUCGGACAUACGGGGCAAUACCAAUUUCCAUACGAGUUCUCCAUUUAACAUUGCUGAUUCUAGUUUGCUCAACCUGUCAAUGUCUAUCGAACAACAAUACGAUAACAUGUUGAAUAAUAUCCCAAGAUUAACGCUAUUACAACAAAAAAGUCAGCUUAAUGGUAUAUUUCUCAAAGUAUUGAAGCUGUUCAUGAUAUCAUUCCGCAGAUUAAAUAACUUGAAUUUGGAAUACACCGAAUUGAUUGAUUUAAUUGGACCUUUCAGAACUUCUAGUUCAAAUAUAGUUCAUAUAUUACCUUCCAGUACAGAUGCCGAAUAUCAUAAGCAAAUACUAGACGAAUUUGAGUCUAGCAUUAGACACCUUAACCUCCAGAAAGAGAAAAAUUUUACCGAAAACGAGAAUUAUAAUACCUUUAUACUAGGUAGUCCUAGGAAGAACUCUGAACAAACAUCCGAAUCUGUAUUGGAUCAUCUCAGGAAUAUUAACUACCAAAUUAUCCGAAUAAUAAGAGGAUUAAGGUUCACUAAAUUUACCCUGGACUUUUUUUCUUCGGUUCAAGUAGAAAUUGAUCAUUGCAAAAUUGAAAUUGAUAAAAGAAAAGAAUCUGUUGCCAGGAUCCUAAAUCAAAUACUUGAGUCCUUGGAACUUUUACAAAUAACUGAUGAUAAGUUCAAAGAAAUGCAAAAACACAAUGAGAAUAUUAACGAUGAUAUGCUUUUAGAUAUUGAAACCUUAAAGACUAUACAGAAAGAGCCGUUAGAGUUUGGACUACACAAUUCUCACAUUGAGUUUUUGUCCGGUAUCCAAGAUCUCCUUGCUUCAACUGUCAAUACUAGAAAAUCCCAAUGGGAUGAAUAUUCUAAGACAUGUAUGCAACUAUGGAAUAAACUUGGUGAAACUGAAGAAUAUGUCAAUUCGUUCAUGGAAAGAAAUAGCUCAUUGACUGAACUUUCUCUACUUAGUUUUAAAAUGGAGUUAAACAAGUUGUACAUCAGAAGAUCAGAAUGCAUUGAAAAGUUCAUUGCUGAUGCUAGAAACGAAAUAGAAAAACUUUGGGAUAAAAUGUAUUAUUCAAGGGUAUUGAGAAGCGAAUUUGAAUUCUUUAAUUAUGAUCCUGAUAAUAGUGAUGUUGAGAAAGAAACUGUUUUGGCUAAGCACGAAGAAGAAAUUAUUAAAUUGAAUGAAGAAUAUGCUGCCAAAGAACCUAUUUUUCAACUAUAUGAAGAGCUUCUAGAAUUACUUAAAGAUCAAGAUUUCUUGAAGGAAGCCUCAAAAGAUUCAUCACGACUCAUGAGUAAGAACUCUUGCAAAAUACUUCUCAAUGAAGAAAAGCUCAGGAAGAAGAUCAAUAAAAACAUGCCUCGGGUGAUUGACAGUCUCGUUAGUCUGGUGUAUGAAUAUAAUAACUCGGACAAUAACGGGAGCCAUCCUCUUGCAAUUAAUGGGGAAGAUCUCUAUGAAAAAUUAUUGUCUAUACAAACAGAACAACAACUGAAUGGUCCUAGAAGAAACAGAAAUGUGUCAAACAGUCUGAGAGUUUCUCCAACUAAAAAGCCAGUCCAGAGAAUCUCACCACAACGGAAAGUCCAACCAACUUCUCGACCUGAAUCUAGGCUCAAACACGCAAGAGAAUCCCCAACUAAGGUGACUCGAAUUGCUAAGCCUCAAGUCAAGCUAGCUCGCACCUACAACAAUCCAACAACCAUAAAGAUUUCGAAUGCAAUAACAUCGCUGUUCCUGUCAGCGCUGUCAAAUUCGGGUAGCCCUACGCGUAUAUUAGGAAAUAUUCUGGCUUUAUAUCCUCAUACCGAAUUGCAGCCGCUUAAUCGCCCGUUAAGACCCUUAGAUAUGUUAAGUGAACAAAACUCACCGUUGAGAUUAAACCACUCUCCUAAUCAAAAAUUGGACUCUCCUUGUUUGGAAAAGGAGCAGGAUAAAGAAAACUCCUCACCAUUUCAUCUUUCUCCGAUAAAUAUUAAAUCAAAUUUUUUUGAAAGGCCAAAGGAUAUUGAUCGAAGGUUAAGCACAAAUACUUGUGAUACUUCUGCAAUGAAUGGUGACGAGUACCAAAAUUGGAGAGAAGAGAGAAUACGUCAAUAUCAUGGUAAUUAA
Spathaspora passalidarum NRRL Y-27907 is the source of this 2685-nucleotide messenger RNA. RefSeq names its product Ase1p (gene ASE1). Bases 1 to 2685 code for a protein of 894 amino acids. Gene Ontology annotation, cellular component: mitotic spindle midzone; spindle; cytoplasm. The transcript has 2 exons. NCBI's taxonomy places the organism in Eukaryota, Fungi, Ascomycota, Pichiomycetes, Serinales, Debaryomycetaceae. Gene Ontology annotation, molecular function: microtubule binding. Gene Ontology annotation, biological process: microtubule cytoskeleton organization; mitotic spindle midzone assembly. The record is from RefSeq and is a predicted model, not a curated record.